AUGUUGGCGGCAAACAGUGGCGUUUGGAUCUGCCCCACGCGCGAGCUUGCGCUGCAGAAGCAUGACUUGGUGCGACAGAUGGGUUAUUCAUCCUUCCUGGCAAUCCCCGGAGAGAGGGUGCCGCGAAACGUGACGGCGCAAGUGGUCAUCGGCACACCGGGCAAGGUGCAGGUCUUGUUCAAAAAGAAGCUCUUGCGGGACUCGAGGGCGUUGAUGAUCGACGACGCUGAGCACCUCGAAGGCAGCAUGAUGGCACAGGUGCUGGACAUCCGCCUGAAGCUUCCAAAGGACCUGAAGGUUGGUUUCUUCGCCACGACCUGGUCCCACGACCUUGCAAAGCUCUCGAAGUCGAUGGUCUCCAACCCCAGCGUGAUCACAGAGCUCACAUCACCAACUACUUCCAAGCCCAAGUGGCCGGGCGCUGCUGCCUGCGAAUGUUCUCUGAGGAGGGCGAGGAGCCCUGGGCGCUCUGGCCGCUGGCGGGAUGUGACCUGGAGAUGGAUUGGGGCCGUGGAUGCAGGAGCUAUCAGUAAGUAG
Molecule: messenger RNA, 537 nt
Organism: Symbiodinium sp. CCMP2456
Lineage: Eukaryota; Dinophyceae; Suessiales; Symbiodiniaceae
Source: the annotation of a GenBank genome assembly